Molecule: messenger RNA, 2756 nt
Organism: Cynara cardunculus var. scolymus (artichoke)
Lineage: Eukaryota; Viridiplantae; Streptophyta; Magnoliopsida; Asterales; Asteraceae
Product: BEL1-like homeodomain protein 4
Exons: 5
Coding region: 278-2488 (736 amino acids)
Biological process (GO): regulation of transcription by RNA polymerase II
Molecular function (GO): RNA polymerase II cis-regulatory region sequence-specific DNA binding; DNA-binding transcription factor activity, RNA polymerase II-specific
Source: RefSeq, a predicted model, not a curated record
AUUCAUACAUAUUACGAAGUAGUUCGUCUCUUUCUCUCUCUAUCGAGAAGGCGAUUGCAGAGAACACUGAGUACUGUAAAAUAGAAAGAAAAGGAGAGAGAAUUCAAGAACUGAGAAAACGAUAUUUGAGAGCUUUGCUUCCUCCCUCUCUUUUUCACCACACAUAAGAGGGUCUGAAGUUUGAUGAAGAUGACAUCCAUGUCCAAGACCGCCGUGGUGAUAUGGAAGUAGUAAAUUCUGAAGCACUUGCGGAGAAGGGAAUUGCCUUUCCAAUUCUAUGUCACAAGAUUAUAUUUUCAAUUUCUCGCAUGGGUUCGAGAGAUCGUCGGCACAGGAUCAGCAGCAGAAUCAUCUCGGCCAUCAGAUCCGGAGGGAUAAGCUGAGGGUACAAGGGUUUGAGCCACCACUGGUCGGAUUAGAACAAGUGGAUGAAGGACCAGGUGGAGGCGGUGGUUUACCCGCAGUUUAUGAGACUGGUGCCGGUAUGUUGUCCGAGAUGUUCAAUUUCCCAUCUGGUGGAUCCAAUUCCGCCUCUGAAUUGCUGGUGAACCAGAUUAACUACCAGCAACAACACCGUAAUCAGCGGCCAUCCACCGCCGGAGAUUGGUAUGGCAACAGUGCUCAAGCCAUGCAACUUUUCCUAACCAAUCCGUCACAUGAAUCUCCAUCUUCAGAGUCUCCUUCUCACCAUCACCACCAUAACAAUCCUCCUUCUUCUUCAACGCUUCACAUGUUGCUGCCGAACACUGUCCCAUCUGCCAAUUCUACCCUUCACCAUCAACAAAGCUUCGGUAGUUCCACUGGUACCGGACAAGGGCAUUUUGGUCCAUCCACUCAAUUCACAUGGGUUCCUCCUGGUGGUACCUCUCAUGAAGGGGAAGGCGUCGGUGGAGUUGUGGAUAACCAAGGCCUUUCUCUCUCAUUAUCUUCUACUUUACAGCAUCUGGAAGCAGCUAAAGUUGAAGAAUUGAGAAUUGGCGAUGAUUCAUCGGCGGCCGGGAUGUUAUACUUUAAUCAAGUGGGCGGUGGCGAUCCUUACCGGAAUUUGAAUAUGCAAGGAGCAGGUCCGGUUAUGGGCCAAACCCACCACCCAAUCCAUAUCGGCUAUGGAUCCUCUUCGUUAGGAGUGGUUAAAGUGCUUCGAAAUUCAAGAUAUGUGAAGGCAGCUCAAGAAUUACUUGAAGAAUUCUGUAGCGUCGGGAGGGGUCAGUUCAAGAAAAACAAAUCUGGCUCAAAACAUAAUAAUCCAAAUCAGAAUCCGACCAACAGUGGCGGCGGCGGCGGCGGCGGUGGUGGUGGUGCAUCUUCUUCUUCUUCAAAAGAUCAGCCUCCUUUAUCAUCUACUGAGAGAAUUGAGCAUCAAAGACGAAAGGUCAAACUCUCUUCCAUGCUUGAUGAGGUGGAUCGGAGAUACAAUCACUACUGUGAACAGAUGCAAAUGGUGGUGAAUUCAUUUGAUUUAGUGAUGGGAUUUGGGGCGGCAGUGCCAUACACGGCGCUAGCGCAAAAGGCUAUGUCUCGCCAUUUUCGUUGUCUAAAAGACGCAAUCUCCACCCAAUUGAAGCACAGUUGCGAAUUAUUGGGGGAGAAAGAUGCCGGUUCGUCUGGAGUCACCAAAGGUGAGACACCAAGGCUUAAGUUAUUGGAACAAAGCCUUAGACAACAAAGGGCAUUUCAUCAAAUGGGCAUGAUGGAACAAGAAGCUUGGAGACCCCAAAGAGGCUUGCCUGAACGUUCCGUUAACAUUUUAAGAGCUUGGCUUUUCGAGCACUUUUUACACCCGUAUCCAAGUGAUGCUGAUAAACAUCUGUUGGCUAGACAGACUGGGCUGUCCAGAAACCAGGUGUCCAAUUGGUUCAUUAAUGCAAGGGUCCGGUUGUGGAAACCCAUGGUGGAAGAGAUGUACCAACAAGAAAGCAAAGAGGAAGUCGAUCAUCAUCAUCAUCAAGAUGACGAUCAAGAUGAAGAAAAUAAAUCAGAAGGCAACAUUAAUUACAAUAACCAACACAAAAAUGGUCCCGCUUCAUCAUCUCCUUCUUCUGCCAUGGCACAAACUCCGAUGCAUCCACCACCUCCUCCUCCUCCAGCCACUGUUCCGACAUACACCACCAAUUCUACAGCAACACCUGCAAAAAGAUCCGAAAUCAAUGACCCUGAAAACGACCCAUCAAUCCUUGCAAUCAAUACACAACAUUGCUUCUCGGAAAACCAAGCUACUACAAUGUCAUAUUCAUAUACUCCCACCAUCACCACCACCGGAAACACUUCCACCAUUCCACCAUCCUUUCCUACCACACAUGAUGCUGAUCACACCUGCCGACGUGGCAGCAUUCUUGAUGCCGGGGAUGAUGCUGCAGCUGACAUUGGUUCAACCCUCAUAAGAUUUGGGACCAGUGCUGGUGAUGUGUCACUCACUUUAGGGCUACGUCAUGCCGGAAAUCUACCGGAGAAGACUUCUUUUUCAGUUAGAGACUUUGGGGGGUGUUGAAUUAUUACAAGUCUAUAAGGUGCCUAGUAAUUUAAAAUAAUUUUUUAGGCCAUUAUUAUACCAAGAAGCUCAUAAAUUUUCUUUCUCUUUUAUUAUUUUUAUAUAUAUAUAUUCUACCAAAAUUUUACACCAUGAUAAAACGUAGUGUUGUGUUGAUAGCAGCAUUUCAUUUGGGUCUAGUCUAAUUGUAUAGUACCUGCUGUAUAUUUUCCUCUUGUAUUAAACUUCUACUCUUGUCUCUAUCCUAAUAAUUAUGCAAAAUUCAUCC